CCACUUUCCCCACACAUCCCUCUCUCUCGCUGAUCAAAAGGUUUGUGCUGCUGCCUGCAUGUGAACUUUUCUCUCCCUUCUUAAUAUUCUGGAGCUCAUUUCUCCCUGCAAGAUAAAAAUGGCAGUUCUUGUACUUCUACUAGUGGGAUCUCUCUCUUUGCUCUCAUCUGUUAAUGGGUAUGCUGGAGGUUGGGCUGAUGCACAUGCCACUUUCUAUGGAGGGGGUGAUGCCUCGGGUACAAUGGGCGGGGCUUGUGGAUAUGGAAACCUAUACAGCCAGGGAUAUGGGACAAACACAGCAGCUUUGAGCACAGCACUGUUCAAUAAUGGAUUGAGCUGUGGGGCUUGUUUUCAGGUUAAGUGUGUGAAUGAUCCAAGGUGGUGCCUGCCCGGCUCCAUUGUGGUCACUGCCACCAACUUCUGCCCACCAAACAGUGCCCUCCCCAACAGUGCAGGCGGGUGGUGCAACCCUCCCCAGCACCAUUUUGAUCUCUCUCAGCCUGUCUUCCAACAGAUUGCUCAGUACAGAGCAGGGAUCGUUCCUGUAGCUUACAGACGAGUCCCAUGCCGGAAGAGAGGGGGCAUCAGAUUCACCAUCAACGGCCAUUCUUACUUCAACCUAGUCCUAAUCACCAACGUUGGAGGUGCUGGAGAUGUGCAUGCUGUUUCAAUCAAAGGGUCAAGAACAGGUUGGCAGCCAAUGUCUAGAAACUGGGGUCAGAACUGGCAAAGCAAUUCCUACCUAAAUGGACAAAGCCUCUCCUUCAAGGUCAUCACAAGUGAUGGGCGCAGUUUGGUUUCAAACAAUGUUGCCCCUGCUGGCUGGUCCUUCGGCCAGACCUUUAGUGGCCCACAAUUCCCAUGAUGAACUUCAAAAUUUAAGCCAAUUUUAAAGAGGAUGGGAAAAGUAUAGUGUACUUUGGUGCAUUUUAGCUUAUGAUAGGACACGGCCCUUUGCAUCAUUUACAUUGAAGUAUGGGAAACUCUGCUCUCUUUUGGAAUGGAAGGCAGCAAAUAGGCAGUGGUUGGCAUUUACCACCCGCCACUUUCUAGUUAGUUGUAUGGUUGGUGAAGCGUAGUUGGCGUUUUAAUGUGUGAAGCUGCUGAAAUAAUCGUCUUUUCCUGGAGGGUGUUCUUUGGGAACUGAGAUUUUGUAAGACUAUGUUCAAUUAAAUCCGUGCCACUUUUUUAUUGCA
This is a messenger RNA of Carya illinoinensis, 1196 nucleotides long. Its product is annotated as expansin-A1-like. NCBI's taxonomy places the organism in Eukaryota, Viridiplantae, Streptophyta, Magnoliopsida, Fagales, Juglandaceae. The transcript is spliced from 3 exons. The record is from RefSeq and is a predicted model, not a curated record. Gene Ontology annotation, biological process: plant-type cell wall organization. The coding region runs from base 119 to 865 and encodes 248 amino acids. Gene Ontology annotation, cellular component: extracellular region.